CCUGCUCUUUUGGAUAAAUCGAAUCUUCGCAGGCAGUGGAGCAAAAUUAUUCUUGUCCUUGGCGAAGAUGAAAUUGAAAAACAUCUCGAGCGCGCACGGAAGCUAAAUACGUUCCUAUACCUUAUCGAACAAAAUAAGCCGACAGCUCCUGGAGGUCGUGUAUCGCAAAGAAGUACAGUGCACUAUAAACAAAUACAAGGACAUGCCAUCGAGCUCUACGAGAUAUUCUAA
Molecule: messenger RNA, 231 nt
Organism: Penicillium samsonianum
Lineage: Eukaryota; Fungi; Ascomycota; Eurotiomycetes; Eurotiales; Aspergillaceae
Exons: 2
Source: RefSeq, a predicted model, not a curated record